Molecule: messenger RNA, 3554 nt
Organism: Octodon degus (degu)
Lineage: Eukaryota; Metazoa; Chordata; Mammalia; Rodentia; Octodontidae
Gene: Mmp14
Product: matrix metallopeptidase 14
Exons: 10
Coding region: 261-2018 (585 amino acids)
Biological process (GO): extracellular matrix organization; collagen catabolic process; skeletal system development
Cellular component (GO): extracellular matrix
Molecular function (GO): zinc ion binding; metalloendopeptidase activity
Source: RefSeq, a predicted model, not a curated record
AGGGAGGGACCAAGGGAGAGAGCAGAGAAGCCUCCCGGCCCACUUCGCCGACUAAGCAGAAGAAAGAUCAAAAAAAACGGAAAAGAGGAGAAGAGCAGACAGGCACUUUCAGGAACAAUCCCGUCACCUCCAAGCGGACCGCGCUCUGGGAAUCCAAGUGCAGCGCCUUCCGGAGACAAAGGCGCCCGCGGGAGCGGCGUGGACCCCAGGGCGCGGGCUCCGCCGGGAGCCGCACGGCCGGGCUCCCCGACUCUCGGACCAUGUCUUCCGCCCCCCGCGGCCCCCGCAGCCUCCUGCUCCCCCUGCUCACGCUCUGCACCGCGCUCGCCUCCCUCGGCUCGGCCCAGAACAGCGGCUUCAGCCCCGAAGCCUGGCUGCAGCAAUAUGGCUACCUGCCCCCCGGGGACCUACGUACCCAUACACAGCGCUCGCCUCAGUCCCUCUCAGCUGCCAUCGCUGCCAUGCAGAAGUUCUACGGGCUGCGGGUGACAGGCAAGGCUGAUGCAGACACCAUGCAGGCCAUGAAGCGCGCCCGCUGUGGUGUUCCAGACAAGUUUGGGGCUGAGAUCAAAGCCAAUGUUCGAAGGAAGCGCUAUGCCAUCCAGGGCCUUAAGUGGCAGCAUAACGAGAUCACUUUCUGCAUCCAGAAUUACACCCCCAAGGUGGGCGAGUAUGCCACAUUUGAGGCAAUUCGCAAGGCAUUCCGCGUGUGGGAGAGUGCCACACCACUGCGUUUCCGAGAAGUACCCUAUGCCUACAUCCGAGAGGGCCAUGAGAAGCAGGCCGACAUCAUGAUCUUGUUUGCUGAGGGUUUCCAUGGUGACAGCACGCCCUUUGAUGGUGAGGGCGGCUUCCUGGCCCACGCCUACUUCCCAGGCCCCAACAUUGGAGGGGACACCCACUUUGACUCUGCUGAGCCCUGGACUGUCCGGAAUGAGGAUCUGAAUGGGAAUGACAUCUUCCUGGUGGCUGUACAUGAGCUGGGCCAUGCCCUGGGCCUGGAGCAUUCCAAUGACCCUUCGGCCAUCAUGGCACCCUUUUACCAGUGGAUGGACACAGAGAACUUUGUGUUGCCUGAUGAUGACCGCCGGGGCAUCCAGCAACUUUAUGGGAGUGAAUCAGGGCUACCCACUAAGAUGCCCCCUCAACCCAGGACUACCUUCCGGCCUUCUGUCCCUGAUAAGCCCAAAAACCCCACCUAUGGACCCAACAUCUGUGAUGGGAACUUUGACACUGUGGCCAUGCUCCGAGGGGAGAUGUUUGUUUUCAAGGAGCGCUGGUUCUGGCGAGUGAGGAAUAACCAAGUGAUGGAUGGCUACCCGAUGCCCAUUGGCCAGUUCUGGAGGGGCCUGCCUGCAUCCAUCAACACUGCCUAUGAGAGGAAGGAUGGCAAAUUUGUCUUCUUCAAAGGAGAUAAGCACUGGGUGUUUGAUGAGGCUUCUCUGGAACCGGGCUACCCCAAGCACAUCAAGGAGCUGGGCCGAGGGCUGCCUACUGACAGGAUCGAUGCCGCUCUCUUUUGGAUGCCCAAUGGAAAGACCUACUUCUUCCGGGGAAACAAGUACUACCGUUUCAAUGAGGAGUUCAGGGCAGUGGACAGCGAGUACCCCAAAAACAUCAAAGUCUGGGAAGGGAUCCCUGACUCUCCCAGAGGGUCAUUCAUGGGCAGUGAUGAAGUCUUCACUUACUUCUACAAGGGUAAUAAAUACUGGAAGUUCAACAACCAGAAGCUGAAGGUGGAGCCAGGCUACCCCAAGUCGGCGCUGCGGGACUGGAUGGGCUGCCCGUCAGGGGGCCGGCCGGACGAGGGCACAGAGGGCACUGAGGAGGAGACGGAGGUGAUCAUCAUUGAAGUGGAGGAGGAGGGCGGCGCCGCUGUGAAUGUGGCCGCCGUGGUGCUGCCAGUGUUGCUGCUGCUCCUGGUGCUGGCUGUGGGCCUCGCAGUCUUCUUCUUCAGGCGCCAUGGGACCCCUAAGCGACUGCUGUACUGCCAGCGUUCCCUGCUGGACAAGGUCUGACCCCCACCGCCCGCCCACCCACUCCUACCACGAAGACUUUGCCUGUGAAGGCGUGGCAGCAGGUGGGGGCGGGUGGGCUGCUCCUACCGGUCCUGAGCCCCCCCCCUCCUGCCUCCUGGCUGGCCCUGCCCAGCCUCGCCCACCCUCGCCCCGCUGUGGCUUCCUCCCUACCUGGGGACCCUGAGGGCCUCUGGCACUCAGGGAAGCCCCAUUGCUUGUGUGUCCAGCCCCAACUGAAUGUCGCAGGGGCUCUGCACUUGAAGGCUGGACCCUCACUGGUCCGGGUCAAACGGGGUCAUCUGCUCCCUCUCUGUUCCCUGAUUUUCCUUAAACCUCUGAACUCUGACCUCAGGAGGCUCUGGGCGCUGCAGCCCUGCAAGCCCCAAAUGCGCCCAGUUAGCAGCCUCCCACCGCUCUUUGGCCAAAUCUAAUCUUGGUGGCAGAGACCCUGAGGGAAAUGAGGACCAAGGACUGCUCCACCACGUUAAGACCUAGGAGGAAAACCUGGGAGGGUCUGGGUGGCCUGAGCACCCACUUUCCUCUCUAUAACGACCUGUCGCUGCCCACCCAGCCCUGGAGAACAUGCAGAGCAGGAGCCUGAGCCUGUGAAGACUAAGCACAGGCCUAGAAACCUGGCAGCCCCAGCCCCUCCGCUGAGUCACCUCAGUGGGGGCCUGCAAGGUGGGGAGAGCCAAGGGGAUGGGGAUGGGCCCAAGGGGAUGUGCCCAGGCUGAGUGGGCCAAGUGGAGGACCAGGGCUGGGGCCACUGAGGAGUCUUGCCAUAAUGGUUGGGGCCUGAGGCAGAGCAUCAGAGGGGAUGGGAAGGAGGGGUGUCAGCGGUGGGGGGCUGAGCACAGGGUGGCUGAGGUACCCAGGGGAGACACACUGGCUCCUCUCUGUUCCCUUUCUUGCUGACUAGAUGGCAUAGUGGGUGGACAGGAAGCCCGCAAAUGAGCCACUAGGCACAUGUGCAGGGGCUGGGACUCAGGGCCUUGCUGAGAGGCUACCUACUCGUGGGACUAGGGAGAGUUCAGGGGUCUGCAGUCUGCCCUGCCACACCCAGUGGCACUUAAUGGGAUCAGCACCUCUUGUCCCUGCCACCACACUCCUCAGCCCACCUUACCCGUGUCCUGCCCUCCCCUCCCCCACCCAGCCCACCCACUGAAGUCUCCUUCGGCCACCAUAGGUGGUCAUGGUACUGGGGACUUGGGAGAAUGAGACCUGUGUUGGAGGAGAGGAGAAGGGUGUUGGGGUGGGGUGUGGGACAGGGGAAUGGGGUGAACGGUGCUGGAAGUUCGGCUAAAUUUCUGUCUUGUUUGUUUUUUUGUUUUGUUUAAUGUAUAUUUUUAUUAUAAUUAUUAUAUAUGAACUCCAUUCAAGUCGUUCCUUUUCGUUAAGGGGCAUGGGAGGGGUGGGGGAGGGAGGCAGAGGCAUCUGACCCCAGGAACCUGCAGGGCGGGGCUGGGUCAGUGCCCUCUAAGGACAUUUUUGACUAUGUUCAACCUUUCCACAAAGAAUAAACUGUGUUUCACAUUU